Messenger RNA from Arachis ipaensis, 916 nucleotides. NCBI's taxonomy places the organism in Eukaryota, Viridiplantae, Streptophyta, Magnoliopsida, Fabales, Fabaceae. The record is from RefSeq and is a predicted model, not a curated record.
AAAAAUGGUGAAAUCGUCACAAUAUGAAAGAUUCUCAAAGGAUUUUGUAAUGGGAGGGGUAGCAGCAAUCAUAUCGAAGAGUGCCAUGGCACCAAUCGAGAGAGUGAAACUUCUAUUGCAAAACCAAGCUGAAAUUAUUAAAAGAGGGCAACUCAAGAAACCAUACAUGGGUGUGUGUGAUGGAUUUAAGAGGGUGUUUGCUGAAGAGGGUGUCAUUGCCUUUUGGAGAGGUAACCAGGCCAAUGUCAUUUUGCAUUCAAAGGUUACUUCAAAAGCAUUUUUGGGCAAUCCAAAGAGAGAGAUGGGUACAUUAAGUGGUUUGCUGGAAAUGUGGCUUCAGGAAGUGCCGCAGGAGCAACUACUUCACUGCUUCUUUAUCAUUUAGAUUAUGCACGAACACGAUUGGGCACUGAUGCAUUGGAGUGCUGUGCUACCGGUCAGCGCCAGUUUAAGGGGCUAGUUGAUGUGUACCGUAAAACCUUGUUAAGUGAUGGAGUUGUUGGCUUGUACAGGGGAUUUGGGGUGUCAAUAGUGGGAAUCACAAUGUACCGAGGAAUGUACUUCGGGAUCUAUGACACCGUGAAGCCUGUCAUUUUAGUUGGGCCUUUCAAGGUAAGAAGUACUUAUAUUUUUGAACGAGAGCUCAAUGUUUCACAAUAAAUAGGAAAAGUUCUAGUUGAUACUUGAUGCUUUAACUGAAAAUUCUUAUGGUAUCUUAACAAUUAGUCUGUUUAGUCUGUUUCAGUUUCACAAUAAUAUGUGGGUCCAAUGUUGAAGUGACCCUUGAUUACGCAGGUUUCCAUGAUGAUCAAACCCUUGAGUUUGAGUAUUCAUCUUCAGGACAUUUAGCAAGUCAGAUAACAGUAUUUCAGAUGACUAGUCACUUAGCACUAGUUCAGUUCUUUGAUGAUCCUUC